AUGUCAUUACGUGAAGCUGGUUCAACACGUUUGAAACAACUGGAACAGUGUUAUUUGAACGUUUCACGUGGUGAAGAUGUUUUUUCCAUUGAAUCAUUAUUAGAUGCUCUUAUAUGUUUAUUUGAUGAAUGCUGUAGUUCAACAUUACGUAAGGAGAAAAAUAUUGCCGAUUUUGUUGAAUAUGUAAAACCAGUGAUAGUAAAAGCGAAAGCAUUACGGUUAUGUCGAGAAGAUUUCGAAGUACUAAAAGUAAUCGGACGUGGUGCAUUUGGCGAAGUAGCUGUUGUACGAAUGCGCAAUACCGAAAGGGUAUAUGCGAUGAAAAUACUAAACAAAUGGGAAAUGUUAAAACGAGCCGAGACAGCAUGUUUUCGAGAGGAACGAGAUGUCUUGGUACAUGGUGAUCGCCGAUGGAUAACUAAUUUGCAUUAUGCUUUUCAAGAUGAGCGAAAUUUGUAUUUGAUAAUGGAUUAUUAUGUGGGUGGUGAUUUAUUAACAUUAUUGUCAAAAUUUGAAGUACGAAUACCAGAAGAUAUGGCACGAUUUUAUGUUGCUGAAAUGGUACUUGCUAUUGAUUCUGUUCAUCGAUUAGGAUAUGUACACAGAGAUAUUAAACCAGAUAACGUAUUGUUAGAUAUCAAUGGUCAUAUUCGUUUAGCUGAUUUCGGCAGUUGUUUGAAAUUACUUCCUGAUGGAACUGUUCAUUCUAAUGUUGCUGUUGGUACACCGGAUUAUAUAUCACCAGAAAUACUACGAGCAAUGGAAGAUGGCCGUGGACGUUAUGGUGCAGAAUGUGAUUGGUGGUCACUUGGUAUAUGUAUGUAUGAAAUGCUUUAUGGUGUUGCUCCAUUUUAUGCUGAAAGUUUGGUGGAAACAUAUGGAAAAAUUAUGAGUCAUCAGGAAAUGUUGGAUUUUCCGGAUGACAUUGAUAUUUCGGAAGAAGCGAAAGAUUUGAUGAAGCGACUAAUUUGUCCACGUGAAACACGUCUUGGUCAAAAUGGUUUUGUUGAUUUUGCAUCGCAUCCAUUUUUUGAAGGGAUUGAUUGGGAAGCAAUACGUGAAAUGGAUACACCAUAUCGUCCCGAAGUAUCAAGCCCAACGGAUACAUCAAAUUUCGAUGUAGAAGCAUGUUCACCCGAUUUCACACCUUGUGAUACGAAACCACCCAAUGUUACCGCACCAUUUACUGGUCAUCAUUUACCCUUUAUAGGAUUUACUUAUACUCAUGACAGCAUGAUGUCGGAUUGCAAAAGUUUAUCGUUAUCAGGCUUAGAUUCAAGUGCUGAUUCAUUACCAGCUUUAACAGCUGAAGCAUAUGAAAGACGAAUACAAAGACUUGAACAAGAAAGGACAGAACUUUCUCGAAAAUUUCAAGAAGCAAAUCGUCUGAUACAGACACGUUUUCAUGGUUCAGCACCUGAUGGUGAAGCAAUGAAUGAUUCAAUUAAAUAUGAACAAACAAUAGCACAAUUGAAGGAUGAAGUUCAGAUUUUGAAAAAACGCUUAGCAGAAGAAAACAAUUCAUCGUUGAGACCAGCAAAAGAUUCAAAUCAAGAAGAAUUGGAAAAGAAAAUGAAAGAACUGAAAGAAAAGAAUCGACAAUUAAUUUUGGAUAAGCAAGAUUUACAACGGGAUUUGGAGGAAACAUUUGAAAGGCUAACAAUACAGACAAGAGAAUUGAAAGAAGCUGUGAAGCAUCGAGAUUUGGCUAAACAAGAUUACGAUGAACUUAAUACGGCUUUAUUAGAUGAAAGAGAUAAACUGAAACGUUCGGAAAAAUUAGCGAAGGAACGUGAAUCAGAACUUUUUCAGUUGCACCAAAAAUUGGAUGCAUUUAAACUGGAGCUUCGAAAGCUUGAAAAUGUUCGAAAAGAAGUGGAAGCAACAGCAGAACGUGCUCAUCAAGAUUUGUCAAGUGAACGUUUGCUACGUGAAACAUUACAAACAAAACUUGCAUCACAAGAAUCGAAAACUGAAAGUGAAGAGGUUGCACGACUAACUUCUGAGUUGCAAAAAGUAAACGUACGUUACGCAGAAAUGGUUGAUUCAGAAGAGAAAAAACGUCAACAAACAGUGGAGUAUUGGAAGUCACAAAUGGUUGAUCUACAGAAUAGUUUGGAUCAGCAACAAAAGGAAUUAGUGAAGUUGAAAGAAAAGCAGGAUGAGGAGAGAACAGAAUGGCGUACAAAACACGAGGAACAAAUAGUUAGCAUCGAAAAUCUUUAUGAAAGAAGAUUGAAAUUAUUAGAAGGCGAGAAUUCUCGACUUGGUAUAGAGAAUGAUGAAUUGAGAAAUGACAUGAAUAAGUUGCAAUCGGAAAUCAAAUCGAGACUUUCAACAACACUUCCAUUUCCUAACACAUCCGGUCUUACUGAAAGUCAACUUCAGGAAUUAUUACAGUGGGUUAGUGAUGAAAAAGAUGCAAGAGAUUCACUGCAGAAUUUGGCAACUCGCUUACACGGCGAUGUGGAAUCGCUCAAAAUACAGCAAUCAUCAUCAGCAAAUAAUGCUUAUUCAAAUGGAAUUCCAGUAGCAGUAAGCGGACAGGAACGUGGUGGCUGGGGAUCACGACGUGUUAAUAAGCAAACAAAAAUUGAACUCCUAGAAGCUCAACAAGCUUUACAAUCAGAAAUACGCGCUAAACAACAGCUUUUGGAAGAGUUGAAAAAGAUUCGAUCUGCUUAUUUAGCCACCAAACAACGUUUAGAUGAAUCUGAUAAACAGAUUGCUGAGCAAAAUCGUGAAAUUGAACGUCUAACUGAAGAAAAGGAGCAAUUAUCUCGUAUUUUAGGACAGCAUUCUAAUUAUCCUGAUCAGAGUAGCUCUUUUUUUAGCGUUGUUGGUGAUGUUAACAAUGAUAGAUUAUCAACAGUUCAAAAUGUUUCAAUGGUAUAUCGCGAGAGUUUUGAUAGCGCUUCUUCACCAGCAAAUGGAAGUGAUUAUGAAAUUUCGAAUAGUUCAUUGAGACGACAUCAACAACUGAAACAGCAAUCUUUUAAUAGCACUUCUUCACCUGUAUCACCUCCAACUUAUGAGAAUACUAGAGUUCUUACGCCAACACCAAGUACUGCUUCGACAUUGGUUAUGGGUACACAGGGACGAGGUGCCAGUCCAAAAGUUAUUCAAACUUUAAAUAAUGCAUUAAAUGGUAAAGGUCAUCGGUUCUCUCAUAUACACUUGCAAACACCAUCGAAAUGUGCUUAUUGUACGUCAAUUUUGAUUGGUUUAGAUCGGCAAGGACUCUUUUGUCAAGAUUGUCAGUAUGCUUGUCAUGUUGCUUGUUUACCGAAAGUACCGUUAGUUUGUCCAGUUCCACCGGAAGCAAGGAGACCAUUAGGCAUUGAUCCGCAGAGAGGUACAGGCACUGCUUAUGAAGGAUUAGUUAAAACACCGAAACCAUCGGGAGUUAAACGAGGUUGGCAAUCGACUUAUGUUGUUGUAUGUGAUUUUAAACUGUAUCUGUAUGAUUGUAGCACAGACAAACAUGGGAAAGCGAUCGAUAUUCAUCCAGUUAUUAGACAGGUUUUGGAUAUGCGUGAUACGGAUUUCACAGUAACAGGUGUUACAGAAGCUGAUGUUAUUCAUGCAUCAAAGUCUGAUUUGCCAAAAAUAUUUCGUAUAACAACAAGUCAAAUUCAUGGUACACUACCAACAUCGGGUAUUAAUACAACGGGAUCAACAUCAAGUAGCGGUAGUGCUACAUCAGAAGGACCUGUUUCACGACAAUAUACUCUUCUCAUGGCAGAUAAUCAUGAAGAAAAAACAAAAUGGGUAAUUGCAUUAAAUGAAUUAAAAAGUCUUCUACGUCGAACAAAACUCGUCGAUAAGAGUGCUUUUACAGUCAAAGAAGUGUUUGAUUCGAUAACAUUUCGUGAACUUCGUAAUGCGCAAUGUGCUGCAAUUAUAGAUAAAAGCAAAAUUGUGAUGGGUUUUAUAGAUUAUGGUUUAUAUGCGGUUGACUUAGAUCGUGAGUCAAUAACAAUGGUUGGUGGUGAGAAAGAAAAUAAUAAACGGACAGUUGAACGAGUGGAGUAUAAUGCGGAAGAGCAGCUAUUCGUGGUAUUAGUUGGUCCACAAAAAGAUCGCCAUGUUCGUCUAAUACCAAUGGCUGCGCUUGAUGGACGUGAUUUAAAAUGGAUUAAAGUGGCAGAAACAAAAGGUUGUCAUUUGAUGACAGUGGGUGCUGGUAGCUCAAUUGAUCCAUGCCAUUAUUUUUGUGUUGCGAUAAAAAAAUCGGUGCUUGUUUUCCAAAUUGAUCGAAGUGAAAAAAGACAUCGAAAAGUUCGAGAAUUAGCAAUGCCCGGUCAACCACAAACAAUGACGGUAAUGCGUGGUAAGCUAUGCGUUGGUUAUCCGUCCGGUUUUCGCAUGUGGGAUCUCAUAGAUAACACUACUACCGCAUUGGUGAAUUUCGAAGAUUCAUCACUUCAAUUUCUUAAUCAGACAUUAUACGAUGCUCACUUAAUCAUUAAUGUUAGCGGGUAUGAGCAGAAGGAAUUUCUUUUGAUAUUCUCACGUCUUGGUGUUUACGUCGAUGCACAAGGUCGUCGAUGUCGUUCACAGGAAUUGAUGUUUCCGGCUGAAGCAUCAUCGAGUGGUUUCGUUUGUAUAAUGCCACAUUUGUGUGUUUAUUCGGCUAAUGAAAUUGAUGUUUUCAAUGUGAAUAGUGCUGAAUGGGUUCAAACUAUCAAUUUGAAUAAGGCAUUCCCAUUGACCAGUAACGGGUUAUUGACAAUGUGCAUGGUAAACGAUAUGCCAUAUGUUGUGUUACUUUCGGAUGUACUCUCAGAUGAAGAUGCAGUAAGUAUUCCGGUUUGGACAUCGUCCAGCGUUUCGAAUACGUCAGCACUUUCACUGAAAGGUAUGGCAGCGAAACGUCGACGAAAAUUCUCCGUACGUACAUCACGUGAUGAUGAUCGACAUGGAAGAAUUGCUGAUCGUCGAAGCCAGUUACCAAUUAGUGGUCCAUCCGAUUUUGUUCAUAUCGUUCAUAUGGGUCCUGGAGCAGGAUUGGAAUUACAAAAUUUAAUGGAUUUAAAACAACUUGGUUCUGCUACUCAUUCACAAAGUAGUUCAUCUGUUGGAACCGGUGCUGCUGAUAAGGUACGUCAACUUAUUAAUCCAAUAAUGCGUUCGGGCAGUACAACAGCAACUAAUUUGCAUGGUACGCAAACUUUAAGUAGUAUUUCUCGACGUGAUUUUGAGUUGAUGCAAUCAAAAACACGCCCAUUGAGUUCGCAUAGCAAAAGCUCAGAUGGUUCUUCGCUAGGACGUAAUGGCAUGCUUUGCACAGCUCAAUUAACAAAUCAAGAAAUUCAUACUGUGGAACAUCCGGGACAAAUACGACGUCCUAUGAGAACAAAUUCACAAAUGGCAACAACAAUCCAAGCAUCAGCAGCAGCAGCGAAUCGAAAUGAAGUAGCUCGUAUAUAG
This is a messenger RNA of Brugia pahangi, 5433 nucleotides long. The record is from the annotation of a GenBank genome assembly. NCBI's taxonomy places the organism in Eukaryota, Metazoa, Nematoda, Chromadorea, Rhabditida, Onchocercidae.